AUGGAGCCAGACCGUGCCCUCAAGGCUUGGGUCAAGCCAGUGACCCUGGUGUUUGAUGAGUCGACAACCUAUGGAAGCCGGGAGGGCAGUCACCAGGCACUGUGCAUCACUGCACAGGACAAGGGCAAUGUUUACUGGAAGAGCUCAGCGUGGAAGAGUGGCGUUGUGGUUGGGAUCUCCAUGCUUGGUCGUGCCGACAUGCUCAAGGUUGAACGCACCAACAAACACUUCGGUUCAGAAGGCCGCUUGACCACUGUGCAAGAGUUGAAGCAGGCUGGGUGGGUCACACAAUGCAUGAACCUCAAAGCUCCCAAAGUUUUGUACUGCUUGUACCCAACCUUUCUUGUACCCUGCCAGCACCUCGGUGGAGCAAUUGUGAUUGACCGGGUGAUGGCGGGCCUGCUUGCAAAUGACAGCGGGCAAACCUACAACGUGAUCUUGGAUCUUCUGGGGUACGAUGCAUGGCCAGCUUUGUUUGCACUGGGCAAAUCGGUGAGCGGUGUGCCCUGGGCGUGUGGAACGGCUUGCCAUAGCAAGUUUGAGGCCGACUAUGUUGCAUCGACCGUUGCACAGAAGAUCUUUGGAUAUGGGCGGGAGACACCUUCCUUUCUGAAGGGUUUUCCCAACUUUGAUGCAGCGGCCAGUGAGCUACAGCAGGCUGCAAACCUUCCGCAGCCAACAUAUGAAGUGUGCAUCCCGCUGCCCAAUGGCGACCUGGCGAUCCAGGAGAACUUGGUGGAGCUUUGGUCGACCAAGCAUGACAUGUUCCAGCGUGAAACCCAAGAAUUGCUCGAAGAACACAACAAGAAAUACAACCCACGUGGAGUCAAGCGCUCCUUGGACCAUGGUGGGUCAGGCACGGGAGGCAGUGUCGAAGGCCGUGACGCCAAGAAGAUUCGAAUCGAUGAUGUCGUCAAGGCCAGUGACCACGAGGCCAACAUUGCAGAGAAGUUGGUUUUGAAUUGCGGGACCUUCAGACUUGUCUACGACAAAAAUGAAGAGCAGCUUUGGGUUUGCGCUGAAGGAAAAAAGAAGGAAACAACCCUGGUGGGGCCAGCAGAGCUCUUCAGCUUUGGAUCAGGUGCAUUUGCAACUGGUCUUGAAGCCACUGAUAUCAUGGGGGACAGUGGCGGCCGCUGGGUGAGCUUCUUGGUGCGCAGCCACUUGGAUCUCUGCAUUGUGGAGGCAGACAAGCGGCUGCCCGAACACAUCAAGAAGAGCAGUAUCUUUGGCACUGUCAUCCCGUUUGGUGACCUUUUGACUUCUCUUCAGAACCUUGGAGAGGUCAAUGUCAAGCUAUCUAUGCACGCAACCGAUGAACAGGAAUCCGGCGGCGCGCUGUUCAGACGAGAGCAAGCUGUUUGCUUCUACUUGGACCCGGAGAAAGAAGACAAAAAGAACAAGAAGGCUGGUGAGGUUUAUAAUCACAAAGGAUCAAAGCCCUAA
Durusdinium trenchii is the source of this 1446-nucleotide messenger RNA. NCBI's taxonomy places the organism in Eukaryota, Dinophyceae, Suessiales, Symbiodiniaceae. The record is from the annotation of a GenBank genome assembly.